Molecule: messenger RNA, 4314 nt
Organism: Branchiostoma floridae (Florida lancelet)
Lineage: Eukaryota; Metazoa; Chordata; Leptocardii; Amphioxiformes; Branchiostomatidae
Product: dopamine receptor 2-like
Exons: 2
Coding region: 316-1563 (415 amino acids)
Biological process (GO): adenylate cyclase-activating adrenergic receptor signaling pathway
Cellular component (GO): membrane
Molecular function (GO): G protein-coupled receptor activity
Source: RefSeq, a predicted model, not a curated record
CCAGGGUGCUCAGUAUACAGAUGGGACCCAUCAGUUGGUGUGCUGUGGCGGAGUCUUGUUCUUUCUAUCUUCUCUGUAGACGUGAAGAAUGAAGGAUUUGACAGCUGCUGGCGUCCCUAGCGUGCCGUAAUCAGUGGGUAUCGCUGCUGACUGGCGACGGUAUAAUCUGGUUCCAGGUUCAGGAGUCACGGGAUACGCCAAAAACUGCCGUACGUUUCGUCGCCCUAUCUGACAAAAAAUCUUAAGCUAUAGAAAAAUACAAAGGACACUGUCACUGCUACGACAAGACCGAACUGCAACAGGAAGCAGAGAACCAUGAACGCGAGUAAUGUGACGUUCCCGCCGACUGGCAUCGCCGCACCUCAGGGUGGUGCCGGGCCGAUCGUCAUCCUGGUCCUAUCCCUGUUCACGGUCUUUACCAUCGCCGGAAACCUGCUGGUCAUCGCAGUUGUGUACAGGGACAGAAAACUCCGGACAGUUACAAACUACCUCAUUGUAUCCCUGGCCUUCGCGGACUUACUCAUCGGGAGCCUGGUCAUGCCCUUCGGCAUCUCCCUGGAAGUUACGGGAGGGGAGUGGCUGUUCGGGAGGUUGUGGUGCGACAUUUGGCACUCACUGGACGUGAUGGGCAGUACGGCGUCCAUACUCAACCUCUGUGCAAUCUCGCUGGACAGGUACUGGGCCAUAACCGAUCCGGUGUUGUACCCCUGCCGGGUGACAGUAGGACGAGCCCGUCUGAUGAUCGCCUUAGUUUGGCUGUGCUCGUCGGCAAUCUCCUUCCCAGCCAUCGCGUGGUGGCAGGCGGUGGGCGACCCGGGCUCCCCCGACCACCUGUGCCUCUUCACGUCAGACACUACUUACCUAGCCACCUCCUCGUGCGUCUCCUUCUACGCACCUCUCCUCAUCAUGCUCUUCACCUACUACAGGAUUUACAGAAUCGCCGCCCGCCAGAGAAAGAGCCUCAUGCAGGGUGUGAAAGUGUUCGAUGCUGACGGGAAAGACGGGGAGAGUUUUUCCUUACGUGUCCAUCGCGGCGGCGGCACCGGGAGGAAAGAGUCGCUGGUGCCCUACAACGGGGCUGUGUCGAACGGCGAAAGACUCUCACAGGCCGCGAACGACAAGAAACUGCGACAGAUCAAAAUUGCCAAGAGGUUGCAGAAGUUUACAAAAGAACACAAGGCGGCGAAGACACUGUCUAUAGUGAUCGGCGUCUUCAUUCUCUGCUGGCUGCCCUUCUUCGUGCUCAACAUCAUCAUCAGCGCAUGCUCUUUCCAGUGUAUCGACGGAGUGGACUUCCUCUACGCGAUAUUUACCUGGCUCGGCUACGUCAACUCGGGAUUCAACCCUAUCAUCUACGCAUGCUCCAGCAUGGAGUUCCGUAGGGCGUUUGCUAAAACCCUGUGUCAGUACUGCCCCAAAGGACUGUGCAAGCGCAGAAACUUCCCCGGACAUUCUGUCCGGUCGGCCUUGGCCACGGUCACAGUAGAGAUGCUCCAAGGUGGUCACAACGAGGAAAUGACGAACAGUUCCGCGCGAAGGUACCACCGGAGGACCACCAUAUGACUAUCUAUUAAGAACAAUAACAACAGAGAAACAAAGCUGGGUAUGUCAAAGUUAUCGACAGUGUAGAAUCAGUGUGUACCUUGUAACUACAAUUUGCAGAUCUAGAGUUCUCCGCAACCAAUACAUCUAGCACAAGUCUAAUUCGUAUGAUGUAUUGACAUCAUAAAACUUUGUUUCGAGAAUACUAAUUGUUUAUGUUUCAAUUGCGAUCCAUUUCUCCUUCCUCUUCUUUCUGUACGGCUAUGCCGACUGUUUUCUCGGUUUCUUUUAUAGAGGUAUCGUAUGUAUAGCUCUGAACGAUCUUGUAGUAGACCGCUGACACAGGUUUGAUACUUAUUUCAUUACACCAGACAUAAUUACUGUUUUAACGGUUUUAUUGAAAGCGACGAUAUGUAUGUUCUUAUUGGUAAUAACAGCGCCUUAGUUUUGAAAUUUGAUUGAAGUGACACGUAAUUGGCCAAUCUUGUACCAAAUGAUUUUUCAUAGUCGUUGUCAUAAUGUGUAAAUGUUACAGACGUGUCAUCGGGGCAACAGGAUAGAUCUAUGUUAUAAAAAGGGACUUUUUGCAAUAUCCGACAAUACCAUUUGUUAACAACAUGAUAAUGAAAGGUGACAAUGGCUAGAAGCGUACACCAACUCCGUGACGUGGUGUUUCAGUCCGGCAGCUGUGUGGUUAUAGUGUGUCAGAUGUAUAUGUCUGUACGAUUUUCGUAAACAUAGCACAGACUUUCCCAGGUGUUCAUGGGAUGUUAGAUAACUGUGUACAGGAUUAUAGCCUAAGAUUGGAUAUUUCAAUGUGGAUCGUUGACAAAGUUCUGCAUGCUUAUUUAGGAUUUUUGUGAGCUGUAAGAAAACGAGGGAAAUCACAUUGUGGAAGAAAUCGUUGCUUGCACUGCGGAAUAUAUGACGUGAAGAAACCCCAUGUAAUUUUCAGACAUAAGUGUUCAUGACAUACACCAGUAGGCGUACUAAUGAUGUUGGCCUCGAUGAAAAGUUGGAUCUCUCCCCGUGAAAGUGAAGUCACGUGUGCAUUAGAUUUUCUACACGCGCCUUGACAAUCUAAUUUGGCGGGCCCGAUGUUCAGAAAACUGACGGCAACUUGGGAACAGAUUCAGAAUACAGUUAGAAAAGCCUAAUAUGGCAAUGGUGUGGGGAUAGGAGCGAGUGAGACAAGCUUAUUUUUGUUCGUUAAUCUAGUGUCACGAUGUCAAUGACCUACGACCAAAAUUGCUGAUUGUCUGAUCAGCAUAAGGCCUACUUAUUGGUGUAUUAUGUCCUUUAAAGCUAGCAGACGUCGUGGGGAGCUAUUUUCCUGCUGUGUGACGCCAUGUUGAAAGAAAACGAAUCAUCGAAUGAUACAACGCAAUGUGCAUAAAUUUAUUGUGGAGUGAAGUGGGUAUGGGCGAUGAGUAACAUAAAAAGAUGAGAGAUUACAAUACGACACUAAACUUUCUUCCAAAGGUAUAUAUGGAUCAAAUUUUCAACUGCUGUCGCCUUCUUCAGGAUCAAUGAUGGUCAGUCACUUCCAAACGUAAACUCUCGAUCGAAAGUUACAAACACGCGACCUUAUUGGCACGUGAUCUUGCGUAUGCGUGACGUCAGCAAUUGGUCAAACGUGUAAAGAAUUUUACAUCGCCCGCCGUUUUGUUAGGUGAUGGCUGGGAACGGUGCUUCUAGCGUUCCUAGCAGGCUCUACGAGUCAGGUUUUUCUUCAGGUAUAUCAGUUCUUCGUGGCACUCGGAUUCUUGUAACUAGGCCUCCUUGGCUCAGCCCUAAGCAAUAGGAAAUUAUAUGUCAUUACACAAGAAAAACAGCCGACUUGCUAAAGGAGGCCAAUUAGCCAAUGGUAAUGGCCUGACUAUUAUAAAAAUCAAGUCAAUUACCUUGCAUAUUUCAAAGCUUGGGAUGGAUAGCUACCAUAUGUGCACAGCUGGUACUGCAUGGGGUUAACCUACUUUCUGUGUCGGUAAUCAGGGUUUGUACAGGACGAGGUACAUGGCAAUGUUGUUUGCUGUUCAAAGCUCAGCGUGUAAAUACUACAGAUGUAAAAAUUUAUGUCCUACAGAUAUUCUAUGUGUUAAGAUGUAUGUGUUAUUUCAAGGAUGUAACAUCCCAUUAACUGUAGUUUUUUGUACAUUUUGCUAAUGUCACCCAGAAAUAGAAACCAGGAAAGGAAAGUUCAAGGAACUGGAAUAGAAAAUUGAUUUCGUCUCUUGUGCCAUCGAAUAGAAUAGAACUUCCAAACGAUCUGUGUACACGAGCUCACAUCGUCACCCGUCAAAUAUCUCUACGUUUUAUUUCUGAUGUUAUGUAUGUACAAUAAUGGUGAAUUUUGUAUGAAAUGUUUAUACUGAUACCAGAUGUAAAUGUAUGUGAGUACAAACUGUGUACAUUUGUUCAUCGUGUUGUUUGACUUCACGUACUUCUGAAGAUAGGCUGGGAUUCAGUUCAACUGUCUCCAUGUUCAACAGGUGGCGUGCACGUGUCUUCAUUGGUCUAAAAUUUGAUUGGCGGCUUGUGGCUUGAGCACCGUCGCUAUGGUAACUGCCCAUUAGUUGUUCUCAGAGGCGACAAGCAAAGCAGUCACGCGGCUUCAGUAGAUUGAGGGCCGACCUUUCAUUAACUGAACUGAAAUAAUGCUACGUCCCAACAUGCGUUGUUAUCAGUACUCUUUGUUGUGUAUAAAGCACAUCAAACAAUAAUUUCCUUUGACUUUAGAAUUCCAUCUGAUAUUUGCCUCCUUCACUGGCU